Messenger RNA from Gasterosteus aculeatus aculeatus (three-spined stickleback), 4683 nucleotides. It is a transcript of the gene pkd1l3, whose product is annotated as polycystic kidney disease 1-like 3. The record is from RefSeq and is a predicted model, not a curated record. Lineage: Eukaryota; Metazoa; Chordata; Actinopteri; Perciformes; Gasterosteidae. Gene Ontology annotation, cellular component: membrane. Gene Ontology annotation, molecular function: calcium channel activity; protein binding. Gene Ontology annotation, biological process: detection of mechanical stimulus.
AGGUUUAGUGUGAUUUAGGAAGAUACGAAAUUUGUCAUCGUAUUGAGAAGUAUCAUAUGAUCCACACUUUUUAAAUCAUGUUUCAUGUGUGUUGGGAAGUUCAGCUUGUGAGACCUUUGGGGAUGCCAACUUCACUUUGCAUCUUGUUUGAGUAUCUGCAGCAAUUUUCCUAAUGUAUUGAGAAUACAUGCAGAUUUAUUUCUGGAGAAAAUUCUCUGAUUUCCAUGUGACAGACGGAAGUGAUCUUGCUCAGCUUCAGCCAAGGUUCCCGCAGCGCUAUGUAGCUCCUCACAUUGUCAUAACUAUGGGCAUGUUACUCCGACCCUCCGUCUUUUUGUGGAUUUCAGUUGGAUUUCUUUCUUUACCGAGAACGUCUGAGGCCUGCGGUGGCACCGACUUCCCCGAAGGGUGCAAAUUUGUUAUCAGAAAUGCCUGUUUUGAGUUUGUUGCAGGGUCUGAGACCUGGUCCCAAGCCAGGAGCAGCUGUGAGAAGCGAGGAGGGGAACUCCUUAAGGUGAUGAACACCGAGAUCAAAUUGUUCCUGAAGAACAUCACCAGAGGAAGAAACACCAACCACUUCUCCUGGUGGCUGGCGGACGGGGUCCAAGGCCAGUACCAGGUACCCAUAAAAAAUGCUGAACUUUCAAAGGGCAAAUGCACGUACGUGAAGCUGGGUCCUCUUCAAAUCAUUCAAACAUCUGACUGCAACCAGAGACGAGGCUUCCUCUGCAGCCACAGUGUGUGUGAGUCUUCGUCAAACACAAACAACACAUCGGGUUCCACUCGUGCAACCAGAUCUGUGAUCUCUGAGAUUAUAAAACACCUGAGUUCGAAGGUCACAAACACAGUAGUGGGUUUGUUCUUCUCUCAAAGUAUUGAAGAGCUUCUCCAGGAGGCGGAUAAGGAAUUAUACCGAAUGGAAACCACAGUAGGGGAGCCCACGGCCAACAGCAUGGAGUCGUUCAUUGACUAUAUGUAUGCAGUCACUAUAAACCUGGUUUCAAACAUUAGUUUACACUCUGGUUUAAAGAAUAAAGACAUUAUUAUUAGUCACAUCAAAACCUGCACCACCGGCAUCCUCCUUCUCUCCCAGGAAAACUGUCACCCCGAUAAUGACCCAAACCCCACCACUUUGAAACUGAAAGCCUUUGAAAUCGUUCAAAAAAUCUCGUUGCUGGUUGAUGUGGGAGACCAAGGAACUUUUAUCAUCAGGGAUCCUUCAGGCACCCUCUAUCAGAGCAGAUACAGAGCAGCUGACCUCGGCAACUCUAUGCUCGGUUCAGUAGAAGAUGGUCAGUUUGCCAAACUCCCCUCAGGUGAAGCACUCGAACGUCAGCUUAAAAACCACACAACAGUCACCGCUCAGCUGACUUCACUCACAGAGAAUCCCCAUUCGUCUGAUGGAAACAUCUCAGGAACGGUUUGCAGCAUUAAACUUAGUGAUGCCUCUAGUAACGAAGAAAUAAAGCUGGCCAACCUGACGCAGAUGAUAGAGAUCUUUAUGAAUAAUCCGCAAGCUUCAAUGCCGACGAACAACACUGUUUUGUUGGAGUAUAACACAAAAGCUGUGACCACAGUCAACGUUUCUAACACUGAAAGCACCCUCUUCGUUAGCGUGGAGCCCAACGCUAACGUGUCAUUGCAACUUGUUUUGGCAGCAGGAUCCCCUCCUAACAAAACCCAUUUCAGCCACACCACCACCUUGAGCCCAACAGGAAACUAUCGCUGGAGGAUAACCCCAGAGAUGUUAAGUGGGACUUCUGGAGCCUGGUAUGUUUCUGCCAGCCUCGUCAAUUCUACUUGGGAGCCGGGCCUGACGCUGACGAUCAGCUCCUUUACGGGCCGGUGCUUGUACUGGGACACAGAAAACGAGACGUGGAGUAGUGAUGGCUGCCAGGUGGGAGACAAAAGCACUCCACAGCGAAUUCACUGCCUGUGUAACCACCUCACUCUCUUCGGGGGUUCCUUCUUUGUGAUGCCAAACUACGUGGACAUAUCUCGCACGUCAGAGUUGUUUGCCACCGCGUCUGAGAACUACGUGGUCCUGGCGCUGCUGUGUGCUUUCUUCGGGCUCUAUCUGAUCACUCUGCUGUGGGCCUGCUACUCUGACCGCAGGGCGCGCUCUAAGAGGAAGAUGACCCUGCUGGAGGACAACCACCCAGGCGCUCAGUACAACUAUCUGAUCGGUGUCCAAACUGGCCAUCGCAAGAACGCCGGGACCACUGCCAACGUCACGGUGAAGGUGAUCGGCUCGGAGGGCGACAGCGGCACGCACAACCUCACGGACCCCGAGAAACCCGUUUUCCAGAGGGGAGCUUUCGAUAUUUUCCUGCUGGCCACACCCUUCCCACUGGGCGAAGUGCGAAACCUGCGGCUGCAGCAUGACGACUCUGGAGGUCACCCAUCAUGGUAUGUAAACAAGGUGACCAUACAAGAUCUCCAAACACAACAGGUGUUUCACUUCUUUUGUGAGUGCUGGCUGAGUUCUGACCAUGGAGACAGCAUGACCAAGAAAACCUUCAAUGCCGCAAAGAGCAACGAGAUCACCAGCUUCAGGAAUAUUUUCCACAGCAGAACAUCGAAUGGCUUCAGGGAUGAGCACAUCUGGGUUUCCAUAGUGGAUCCUCCUUCACGCAGUCCAUUCACUCGCGCCCAGAGGGUCUCUUGCUGCAUGAGCCUACUGCUGUGCACCAUGGCCAUCAAUAUCGCCUUCUGGAACAUUCCCAAAGAUGAGAACUCGCCAGUACUCUUCUCGUUUGGUUCAAUGCAAAUCACCUGGCAGGAACUCAUGGUGGGGAUUCAGAGUGGUCUGCUCAUGUUCCCGAUCAACAUCCUCAUCAUCACCAUCUUCAGAAGCAUCCGACCUCGCGUGACAUCAAAGGCGAAAAAAGAAAACUCUGUGGAGAACUUGACACUGCCCCCAGUGACCAUGGCAACUAUCUUGAAGGACACAAACGAGGUGAUUUCUUCAGUGAGCAGCAGUCCCAGGAACAAGAUGUCAGACAUGCACAGACUGGAGUCCACCACUGACCUCUGCCUUGCCUUGGACAGGGUGCAUGAAUUCAUCCAGCUAAUGCAAGGGGAGAGUGAGAGUGAUCUUCACUGGGUGUACUGCAGCAAGUUCCUCCUGGCCGCUCUCUGUCACCUCCUGAUGUGCCUGGAAAAACUGGAUGAAAGGCAAUUCCUGAGUGCACACGAGUACCAGCAGACCCUCAACCACACCAACUUGCUGGUUCACAAAGCCGAGAUGGUCCUCAGCAGCCAUUUAGUCUCCUGCCCGCCCCCAGUGAUGAAGACGAAGAAGAGGUCGGCGAGCUGCUGGCUGCCUUGGUGGUGUGUGAUCCUGGGCUGGUUCCUGUUGCUGUCCAUCAGUGGAAUAUCCACUUACUUCACCCUGCUGUACGGCUUUACCUACGGCAAAGUAAAAUCCACCAAGUGGGUCAUUUCUCUGGGCCUCUCCCUCUUCCAGAGCAUCUUUGUACUGCAGCCUCUCAAGGUGAUCGGACUCGCUGUGUUUUUUGCCCUGAUGCUGAAACCUGUGGCUGUGGAGGAGACUGAAGAAGUUGAGCAGGUGAUGACAGAGCAACAAGAGAGGUGUAGACGGUACACUGGCAGGCACGCACUUUGAGGAAGCUGCUUUUCGUGGGAUAUUUGGUCUUCUUCAAUGGGCACAGCUGCGAGCCGAGGAUCCCACACUGCUUCGACACUCUUUUGCACUAAUUGGAAGUUUCUACUUUCCAAAUGUAACAUGUGUUUUGCUGGCUUGUGUGUGAUGUUUUUUUAGGAAUGGCUGAUUCAGAGGAAAUGGGUAACAAAAUAAUUGUAGCUGUUGCAUGUCAUUGUGCUGCCUUUUCCUAGUGAAGUACCAUCCGUGAUGAUGCGUAUCCAAAGAGAAAAAUACUUUUUUCAGGAGGCUGUUAUUUUCACUGUCACGUCCUAAAUCAACCUCUACGUCUGACCCCAUAUUCAUAUAAAUAUUCAUUGUUAGGCCGAUAGAGAAUAUAUCACCAAUACUGCAUCUACAUGCAACUAUUCUUUUAAUAUAUGUACUGUCCCUCAGUACACAGUUAAGAAUAUAGAGCUUGUGAGAUCUAUUGCAACCUUCCCUCUAGGACUCACUAUUGCACUGUACUUUUACUGCAAUGCAAUGCAGUUUCAGAAUCUUUUGUAUUAGUGUUACUGUUUAAACUAUUUUGAGUAAAAAAUUGUCUUCAAUCUAUCAAUCAAGUAAACAUGACCAUAAGCAAGGAAAUAGAGGUCCUAGAACUAUUCAAUAUAACAGUGCAUAUAAAAAGUCAAUAAUCUGCAAAGAAAACACAUAUAUUUUUCUUCUUGUUAAUUUUAUCUAAGUCAAUGUGGGUUUUAACGGUGAUCAGAGUACGACGCCGACCAUUGAGCAGCAUUAGAGGAUGAUUUUAGGGAAAUAUAUUUCCUCAUCUCAGCUUAUGUAACUUUAAUACAUGCUGAAGGUGCAUGUCACAACUUUUCAUCAUGCGUGCAGACUUGUGUGAAAUCCAGUCCGUGCUCCCGUAUAUUUUAUGUAGCAGAACUAACUACAUUGAGGUUUGUGCUACACCUUCUGUGCUUUCAUUUAGUCACUGAUCUAGUUAUUGUUUUCAUUUAUUGAUACUGUGUACGUAUUGUAUGUGUGAAUUUGAAUAAACACAUAUAUUUAAACACGUA